Nelumbo nucifera (sacred lotus) is the source of this 463-nucleotide messenger RNA. The record is from RefSeq and is a predicted model, not a curated record. NCBI's taxonomy places the organism in Eukaryota, Viridiplantae, Streptophyta, Magnoliopsida, Proteales, Nelumbonaceae.
UACUAAUUUUUCUCUUCUGUUUUAAUUUGUAGUUGGCAAUUUGCUAGCUUUAGCCAAUAAUGUUUGGUUUUGGUUUGUCCUAUGUUCUUCAGAUGAUCGUGCUGAAGGUACGUCUCCAUUGCAAAGCUUGCGAAAAGGCCGUCCGCAAGGCCUUGUGGAAGAUCAAAGGGGUGAAAUGCGUGGAAAUGGAUGUGAUAACGAGCAAGAUCACGGUUUUGGGUUAUGUUGACAGCAAGGUGGUGAUAAAAGCCAUUCGCAAGACUGGAAGGAGAGCUGAGGUGUGGCCUUCGUCGUCUCGCCGGGCGGAUUCCGUCCGUUCUGAACCAAAUGUCGCUACGUGGGUGUACCAGUUUUGAUUCCUGGUUAAGAUAAUUCCCCAUCGGCCAAGUGGUGGCCCAUCAAUUAGAAUGACACUGUUUGUUUGUGGUAUAAAUCUGAAUCUGUUACAAACUAUUAUUUACAC